This is a messenger RNA of Penicillium oxalicum, 1665 nucleotides long. It is a transcript of the gene aspE, whose product is annotated as septin. Gene Ontology annotation, biological process: cytoskeleton-dependent cytokinesis. Bases 1 to 1665 code for a protein of 554 amino acids. The transcript is spliced from 2 exons. Gene Ontology annotation, cellular component: septin complex; septin ring; cytosol. The record is from RefSeq and is a predicted model, not a curated record. Gene Ontology annotation, molecular function: GTP binding; molecular adaptor activity; GTPase activity. NCBI's taxonomy places the organism in Eukaryota, Fungi, Ascomycota, Eurotiomycetes, Eurotiales, Aspergillaceae.
AUGGCCACACCCACGUCCACCCACGCUCCUUCCGACGCGUUACUCGCUGAAAACAAUCAAGCCGCCCGCCGCAGUUCACUCGGCUUUCUCCGUCGUUCCAAAUCUACUGAACCGCUGGGUGACCGCAAAGCCUCAGGCAGCCGCAAGAGAAUGAACAAGACCCAAGCCAUGGAAGAUGAACUUCGUCGUCAGCGCGACGCUCACGCCCCUCAGAAUGCCCCUCGUUUGCCUGAUCUGGCUCCUCCACCGCAGUUGGAGACCUUUGGGGGUGAAGAGCGUGAUACGAUCGCGGCCUCGCCCCCAAUGCCUCGCCCUCAGUCUGGCGCUGCUGUCCCCAGCGCGUCAACAAGGUCCCCGUCCUCCGCCAUGGACCCCUACGCUCGCACCGAGAGCAUGACUCACCGUGGCCGAUACAGCUAUGCAAGCAGUGCCAUGAGCAACGUCAACAGUCCCCGUCGUAUUCGCCGCCGGAAGGACCCCACUCCUUACAAUGUGCUGGUUGUCGGAGCACGCAAUGCGGGCAAGACUUCGUUCAUUAACUUUUUGCGCUCGGCGUUGACCAUGCCUCCGCACAAACAUCCCACGCGUAGCCCAGAAGAGCUGGAAGAGCUCGAAUCACAAACAUCGGCUUACGAUGGGUUUACCUCGCAAUAUCUGGAGACAGAAAUCGAUGGGGAGCGUGUUGGUCUGACCUUGUGGGACUCGAUCGGCCUGGAACGAAACAUUGCCGAUCUCCAGAUGGGAGCCGUGACGGGCUUCCUGGAGAGCAAAUUCGAGGAAACGUUGGCCGAGGAGAUGAAGGUGGUGCGCUCUCCCAAUGCUCGUGAUACCCACAUCCACUGUACCUUUUUGUUACUGGACCCCGUUCGCUUGGAUGAGAAUAUUGCCGCUUCCGAGCGCGUCGCCAACGGAACAGCCAAAGCCGGUGAUGCGCCAGUUGUCGGCGUGCUGGAUCAGAACUUGGACUUGCAGGUGCUGCGUACCAUGAUGGGUAAGACCACCAUUGUGCCUGUGAUCAGCAAGGCGGAUACCAUCACCACGGCACACAUGGCGUUCCUCCGCAAGGCGGUCUGGAGUAGCUUGAAGAAAGCCAACAUCGAUCCUCUGGAGAUCCUGACGCUUGAAGACCAGGAAGAGUACACCUCGUCAGAGAGUGCAGAUGAGGAAGAGUCGGUGCAGGAAGAGGUAUCCUUAACCGCGAACGAAACUGCCGACGAUCCCACCGGCGGCUCAGGCGAGGAAAUUAAUGGAAACCAGGGUGAAACGACCGCGGACGACCAAUUGCAGCCACGCGUCCCGCAGUCGCCCUCUCAGCGAAGCCAAAGCUCCUUCGGCGCCUCGUCUUCUUUCAAUCCCCACGUUCCUUUCUCAAUCCUCUCCCCCGAUCCUCACUCAUUGGCGUCUGGAGAACAGCCCGUGGGACGUCGAUUCCCGUGGGGAUUCGCCGAUCCAUAUGACCCCACGCACUGUGAUUUUGUGCGUCUCAAGGACUCGGUCUUCAGUGACUGGCGCGCGGAGAUGCGUGAAGCCAGUCGCGUUGUUUGGUACGAGCGUUGGCGAACCAAUCGUCUCAAUCGCAAUGGCCAGCCAACUUCGCCGUUGCCUGCGAAGAAAUCGUAUGCCGGUCGUAUGGGACCCGGUGUGGAUGGUCGUCGUACGCGGUAA